CCGCGACUCUGCAUGAAGGCGACUUCUCCAUGAAGUUCGACCUCCUUGAAUCACGAUUGAUAAACUGAUCUCAGUACCAGACGAUGACACGCCAAAAAUCUACCCCCCAACCUCUCGGUGUCGCUAGAGAUGAUUCAGACGAUGAAUUGGGCGUUGAGGACCACCCCUGGGAAUGGGUCUACCAGCCGCGAUGUGACCGGACCGAGUCGGCGCGAAAGAGGAAAAGGGACGACGCGUCGCAGUUGAGCAUAAUGGGUGCGCGCAUGGGGACCUUCGAAUGCUACAUUGGCGACUGCGUGCUUCUCAAGGCUGAAGGGUCUCAUGAAGCUUGGGUGGGCCUAAUCAUGGACUUCUUUGAGGAUGACGAGGAUGGUGACAAGGCGGCCAACUUCCUGUGGUUUUCGACAGAGAAGGAGAUUAGGAACAAGGAAAGGAAGAGGUCGGACUUCCAAUGGAACGAACUAUACAUCACCCCUUCGACCGACGUCAACCCCCUAGCCUCCAUCAAUGGCAAGGCCUUCAUCAUGUCUCCCGAAAAGUUUGCACAGAAGUACCCCGGCGGCAAGAUCCCACGAAACUCUCCCGGUCACAACAAGACCUUCGUAUGUCGUCGGGGCUGCAAUUUGAGAACUACGAGUUACACUGAAGAGUUCGUGUGGGAAGACAUGUAUAAUGGGAGAGAAGAAGACGUACUAGCACUGUUGGAGUUUGUUGAGAAAAAGACCAAGUCCACGAGAAGGAAACGCAAAGUUGAGCCAGCCCUCGAGACGGAUUUCGUCGAGGGCGAUGAUGAGGUGGAUGUAGAUGACGAAUGUCAAGUCCAGCGAAGAGGAGGACAACAUGAAGCAGUUACGCCGAGGAAGAGACAAAAGACCACAAAGAUUGUGACUCCGUCCAAUCGCAAAGUCGUGCUGAAGAAGGCCUUGGAAUUUACUCCCUUGGCCACUCGGACUUUAUCUCCAGCUCACCACCGGAAUUCGCCAUUCCAGCUAGCCAGGGCACAGCUUCACGUCGCAUCAGUCCCAACAUGCCUUCCCUGCCGCGAAUCAGAAUUCUCUUUGGUAUACUCCCAUCUGGAGGCAGCCAUCACCGAUGGAUCCGGCGCCUGUAUCUACAUCUCCGGUACCCCAGGCACCGGCAAAACCGCCACCGUACGUGAGGUCGUGUCCAGACUAGACGACGCUGUCCGGUCCGACGAGCUAGAUGACUUUAUCUUCGUCGAAAUCAAUGGCAUGAAGAUCACAGACCCGCACCAAUCCUACUCGCUCCUCUGGGAAGCCCUGCGCGGACAGCGCGUGAGCCCAAGCCAGGCCCUCGAUCUGUUGGAGCGCGAGUUCAACAAUCCGAGCCCGCGGCGCGUGCCCUGCGUCGUGCUCAUGGAUGAGCUUGACCAGCUCGUCACCAAGAACCAGAGCGUCAUGUAUAAUUUUUUCAACUGGCCCGGACUACGGCACUCGCGGCUUAUUGUACUUGCGGUUGCUAACACGAUGGACCUUCCUGAGAGAACGCUUAGCAACAAGAUUAGUAGUCGGUUGGGGUUGACGCGCGUCACCUUUCCUGGAUACGAUCACCAGCAGUUGAUGAAGAUCAUCCAGUCGCGGCUUGAGGGCGUGCCAGGGAAUAUCGUCGAGCCUGACGCUGUACAAUUCGCGAGCCGCAAAGUCGCUGCUGUGAGUGGGGAUGCGAGACGAGCGCUCGACAUCUGUAGACGGGCUGUGGAGCUAGCUGAGGCGGAAGCGAUUGAACUGGAGGGAGCAGACCCGGGAACGCCAAGUAAGAAGAAGAAAGCUGCAGAGCUCGAGGGCAAAAAGAAGAGUUCCAAGGGGCGGGUCACCAUUGCGACAGUACAGCGAGCCAUCAAUGAGGCAACGACAAGUCCGCUGCAGCAAUACCUACGCGCCCUACCCUUCGCAUCCAAACUAGUCCUAGCCUCUCUCCUCGUCAGAAUCCAGCGCACAGGCUUACCAGACAGCACAGUCGGCGACGUGCAAGAGGAGAUGCGGCGGGCCAUGGUUCUGGACUCGAGCAGUAAGCGGAUGAGGCUUCUCGCGAAACGGCCUUGUCCGGACGCGGACUCGACCGUGGCAAGGAGGCAUCGCGACAUGAAGGGCAUGCCGCGAGCGGCUGGGAUGAGUGCGGCGGCCGUAGACCUCACGGGCGCGGGCAUCAUUAUUUUGGAGGGUCAGCGGCCCGAACGGCCCAGUAAGAUACGACUAGCUGUGGGCGAUGAGGAGGUCAAGUUGGCUUUUCGGGAUGACCCUGAGAUCAGGGCUUUGGGUAUAGCAUUCUAGGUGAUUAUUUAUGUACACAAUACAAACACGUGGUGGCUCCCGUUGCAGACAAACUGAGCCUGGCAUUUGGACACCAU
Pseudomassariella vexata is the source of this 2368-nucleotide messenger RNA. Its product is annotated as origin recognition complex subunit 1. Gene Ontology annotation, biological process: DNA replication initiation; mitotic DNA replication checkpoint signaling. The record is from RefSeq and is a predicted model, not a curated record. Gene Ontology annotation, cellular component: nuclear origin of replication recognition complex. The transcript is spliced from 2 exons. The coding region runs from base 84 to 2291 and encodes 735 amino acids. Lineage: Eukaryota; Fungi; Ascomycota; Sordariomycetes; Amphisphaeriales; Pseudomassariaceae. Gene Ontology annotation, molecular function: ATP hydrolysis activity; DNA replication origin binding; ATP binding.